Molecule: messenger RNA, 2453 nt
Organism: Nymphalis io (European peacock)
Lineage: Eukaryota; Metazoa; Arthropoda; Insecta; Lepidoptera; Nymphalidae
Gene: Nsun5
Product: 28S rRNA (cytosine-C(5))-methyltransferase
Exons: 6
Coding region: 144-2390 (748 amino acids)
Biological process (GO): rRNA base methylation
Cellular component (GO): nucleolus
Molecular function (GO): methyltransferase activity
Source: RefSeq, a predicted model, not a curated record
CUUGAAUGAAACUUAACCUAAAUGAUGGCAAUAAAAAAAAAACUCAAUGACAUAUAACUCGUGAUAAAAAUUUGGAAUUUUGGAUAUUUAGAAUUUGAGAUUUGUCAUCGAAGCUUAAGGCGACGUUAUGUAUCUUGUAUAAAAUGUUUGAGCAUUCAGUUAAAGUUCCCAGACAUUAUAAAGUAGCGGCAAAUAUAUUUAAAAAAGCUUAUACAGAAGGUGGCAGUGUAAAAACUUUAUUGUACGACGAAAAACUGAGGCAUUUUAGAACUAAUGUGCUUUACGCACUCAUAACGGAAACUAUUAAACAUGCUGUCGAUAUAGAAAAGAUGUUUGAAAGUUGUGAAAUUUUGACAAAAGAACCGCGCUUAGAUCCUUGGCUGGCAAAGAUAUUAGCCGCAGAGUUGCUUUUUGGAAAAAAGACAUUGCCGGGAAAAAGCAAACCUGAGCUAACGAUAUUGUCUUACAAAGAGCAGUUAGAGAAAAACAUACCAGAACAUCAGGAUGACUUGAAAUCUAAAGUUGUUCGCAGACCUCGUUAUGUGCGGAUCAAUACAAACCUCUUGGCCACUUCAGAUGCCAUUAGAGCCUUUCAAGAUGAAGGAUACAAGUUUAUCAGAUGCACGUCAGGAACCUACGAUGAUUAUUUGCAGCAAAUUCAAAGUCUAACAGAAUAUGACUUUACUCAAGAUUAUCAUGUCAAGACCAUGUUUGUAUUUGCACCAGGAACUAAACUACAUGAACAUGAUUUGUAUUUGGAAAAUCAAAUUAUAUUGCAAGAUAAGGCUACGGCCCUCGCCGUGCACCUCCUGGCGCCGCCAUCAGGAAGCACAGUGCUGGACAUGUGUGCAGCUCCUGGUAUGAAAACUACGCAAUGUGCAGCAUAUUUACGAAAUCAGGGAAAAGUUUACGCUGUCGAAAGAAAUGAAGACAGAUACAAAACACUUUGUGAUUUCGUGGAGAAAACUGGUUCAAAAUGCGUAGAGACCCUGCAUAAAGAUUCCCUUGAAAUAAAGAGGGGUGAUUGUGAAGAUGUUGAAUACAUUCUUCUGGAUCCAAGUUGUUCAGGAUCGGGUAUGGAUCUUCAUGUACACAAUUACAUUGAGGACACAAGAUUAGCUAGACUAACUUCACUUCAAGAAAAGUUUUUAAAGCACGCAAUGAAUUCAUUUCCAAACGCAAAACGUAUUGUAUACAGCACAUGUUCACUAUUUCCCGAAGAAAAUGAAAGAGUCAUAACUAACGUUGUUAAAACUUCGAGAGCAAAAUGGAGAGUUCAGGAUGUGAAAGAACUUCUAAAGGGUCAAUGGAAUAAUUUCGGUUCAGGAAUGUAUGGCAGCAUGGGAACCAGAUGUCUCUACGCUGUUCCAAAUUCAGAUUUUACUACCGGCUUUUUUUUAGCUGUCUUAGACAGAGAUCCUAGAGAUAUGGAAAAGUCGCAGGAAUCUAGUGCGGUAGACGAUAAAAGUCACAGUAAAACAAAACAUUCCUGGGAAGGCACUGAUAUAGAAGUUAAAGAAGAAAUACUCUCGGACGUCAAAACAGAUAAAAAGGUAAAAAAAGAGAAAAUUAAAGUAGAAAAUGAUUCUGAUGGUAUUAUUUUAAAAAUCGAAGAGGAGGUUGAUGUCUAUAAUGAACAUAAAACAGAAGCAAAAGAAAAGCGUAAAAAGAAAGAGAAGGAUACUUCAGAAAUGUCAAAUGAAGAUAACACAAACAAAGUGGAACAUAAAGAUGUCGAAACGAAGAAGAAGAAAAAAAAAAGAAAAAUGGAUAAAGAGUCAUCUACAUUUGAACAAGUUGCCACAGAUAAAGAAAUAGAAAUUAAGAAAUCCGAUAGCUUAAAUGAUAAUAAUAUUAAUGAAAUAACAAAAAAGAAGAAAAAACGAAAAACUAAUGAAGACUCGACACCAGAUUCAAAACAAGACAAUGAGAACUCUAUUUAUACUGAGGAACAAGAAAAUAUAAAUGACAAUGAUGUAAAUAUUAAAACAACAAAGAAGAAAAAACGAAAAACGAAUGAGGAAAAUUCCACAGAUGUUAUAAUGAAACAGGAACAUUUAAGUAAAAAAGCAAGAAAAAAAUAUAACAUUGAAAAACAUGAAGAUGAUAGCAAUGAAUAUGAAACAAUUACUAAUAAUACAGUUAUUAAUAAUAAUGAUGAACCUGUUAAACCAAAAAAGAAGAAGAAGAAAGAUAAAACGAAUGAUUUAACUGAAAACGUUCAUGAAAUCAAAGACAAUUCUAACAAUAAAUUAAAUGAUGAAGAUAAAGGUGAAAACUUAAAUAAAAAGAAAAAAAACAAAUCGAAAAAUGUUGAGGAAUCAGAAACAAACGACAUGAAUGAAGUUGACGAAGCACCGAAAAAGAAAAAAAUACGCAAGGCGUUCUAAUUGUAAAUGUUUUUGUUUUUUUAUAUUUUUCUAAACUGUAAUAAAUAACUUGAUUAAAUUGAA